Messenger RNA from Manihot esculenta (cassava), 1428 nucleotides. Its product is annotated as ultraviolet-B receptor UVR8. The transcript has 8 exons. The record is from RefSeq and is a predicted model, not a curated record. Lineage: Eukaryota; Viridiplantae; Streptophyta; Magnoliopsida; Malpighiales; Euphorbiaceae. The coding region runs from base 99 to 1322 and encodes 407 amino acids.
GAACGAUGUCGUUGAAGAAAGUCGCAUCUGAGCCAAAACUCAAAAAGGCCUCAAGAGGGUCGGGGCUUUUUGGGCGAUCCUGAAAGGUAGAAUCAAUAAUGGAAGCAAACCAAGAGGGGGAAGAAGUGACCGGAACACGAACAGGACAAUCAGAAGAACAAAAAUUGCUGCAACGAGUGUGGAGUUGGGGAGCAGGAACGGACGGCCAGUUGAGCACAGGAAAGCUUGAGGAUGAGAAUCUUCCUCAACUCCUUCUUCACUUUCCUAAUCUCUCCUCCGCUGGAACCGUCUCCAUGCUCGCCUGCGGCGGCGCUCACGUUAUUGCAUUGACCUCCGCUGGGAAAGUACUGACAUGGGGCAGAGGGACAUCAGGUCAGCUAGGCCAUGGAGAGAUGCUCAGCAGCUUAGAUCCACAGCCCGUUAAUUUCUUGGAUUGUUAUGUUAUAACUCACGUCUCUGCUGGAUGGAGCCACUCUGGGUUUGUUUCAGACACUGGGUCACUUUUUACUUGCGGAGAUGGCUCGUUUGGUCAGCUUGGGCAUGGCGAUUAUGAGUCACAUUGUGUUCCUGUUCAAGUCUCAUACUUCAUUAAUGGGCAUGUUGAACAGAUAGCUUGUGGCAUGCGACAUUCACUUGUCUUGUUGAAAGAUUGUGCAGGAAAACAAAUUUAUGGUUUUGGUUCUGGAAAGCGUGGUCAAUUGGGUAUCUCCAGGGAUAAGGUUAAAUCAAUUUGUGUUCCCCAAGUUGUACAUGGGGUUGAAGACAUUGAAAUAAUUAGCAUUUGUGCAAAUGGAGAUCAUAGUGCUGCACUAUCUGUUGAUGGGAAGCUGCACCUAUGGGGAAGAGGGUUUGCUGGAACUUCUGAUGUUCUUACCCUGCAGCAUUUUGUUUCAUCUUUAAAGUUUUGUAAAGUUGCCCUUGGUUGGAAUCAUGCUUUAGCAUUGACUGCAGAUGGUGGUGAAGUUUAUAUCCUUGGUGGUGAUCACCAUGGAGUGCUUGGUGAUCUUGAGAAAAUAAACCUGCAGAAGCACUCAGAUUCAACUUGUGCUGCUUUGAAUAGAGUCUCUGGUCUUGAUGAGACGGAAGUUGUGGAUAUUGCAGCUGGAGCAGAGCAUUCUGCUUUAUUGACAGUGGAUGGAGCAAUAAAGACAUGGGGAUGGGGUGAACAUGGUCAACUCGGCUUGGGUAGCACAAGUGACCAAACCAGCCCUCAAACGGUGAUUCUAGGCCACCAGACUCAGAACCAAGAGGACGUGCUGAAAGUUUACUGUGGCAGCGGAUUUACAUUUGUUACAAGAACACCUUUUCCUUGUCAAACCUGACAGAAUUGAACAUGGUGGAAAAGGGAUUGUUACCAUAGUAUGUAAUGUCAACCACAUUGUGAGGACUAUUCACCAUUGACAAGUUCAUUAGUACUUUCAAAGAAUU